AUGAAAAUUGCGUUGCUUAUUUCGGGCAGCUUGGUCACCCUCUGCGUGGCUCAGAAUGCCCAAGUUUUUGAAACAAGAGGACUGCACUGCUAUCAAAAUAGUGACUGCGGUUACCUUCCUGCUUUGUCCUGCAUAUCUGGCAAGUGUGAUUUUUGCCGCCCUGGCAGUAACGACUGCAGCGCUGACGGCUCUAAACGCUGCCAAGUGAAAAUUCGACGCAAAACGACGGGGUUGCAGACGCCUUACGCACAUAAUCUCACCGGUGAAAAUGUGCAAAUUGCCUAUUGCACUGAAAAGAACUUGUUUGAACCCUUCACGUGGAAAGACGUGGUGGCCACGAUCAUUGCAUUGCUGAGUACGGCACUUGGCUCCGGAUGCGGUGUGGGUGGUGGUGGGCUUCUGGUGCCUUUGUACAUCUGUUUCUAUGGAGUAAGCCCCAAACAUGCUAUUCCUUUGUCAAAAGCUACUAUUUUCGGCAAUGCUCUCUCCUCUUACUUUUAUAAUUUUUAUCGAAUGCACCCGGCUGAUGCCAGACUGCCCCUCAUCAAUUACCAAGUUGCAAGUAUCAUGGAGCCGACUACACUGAUUGGCACCAUUUUUGGGGUCAUGAUGAACCACAUUUUUCCAGACUGGUUAAUUUUGGUGCUUCUUAUUUCGCUGCUAUCCUUUAUCACUCAUAAAACAUUUGUAAGGGGUAACAAGCUUCAUGAAAAGGAGGCAAACCAACAGCUUGCGGUAUUUAAGUCGGCUACAAAGUGCGGUCUAGAUGAUGAAAAACGUGGUCACCAGUGGUUGAUUUACCGGACUUUUGAUGCAGAAAUUGCCGCCCGCCGAUGGCUUGAGAAGACUCGCUCUAACAAAAAGCUGCGCGAAAUAAAGGCUCAAGAUCAUGCGGACUUUAAGUCGUUGCCACCUUUACAUCAGCACCAAUUGUCAAGCUCAGAUGCUUUAUUGAGCGGUUUGGAUCAACAUGAUUUCGGGACGUUUGAUCUAGAUGAUGACGAAAUGCUCCAGAAACGCAAAGUUAUUGAGCAGUGCGAAAGAAAGAAGUUUCCGCUCAAGUACGUCAUCCCAAUGGUGAUUUCGUGGCUUGUCGUGCUAGUGCAGUCGAUGCUUCGUGGUGGUCACGGCACUUCAAGUGUUGUCGGAGUCAUUUGUAAUUCGACGAAAUUCUGGAUAUUGACAUUCUUGCCGUUGUUAGUUCCGAUUUCCAUCACGCUUUGGGUCGGUCAUCAAUUGCGUCUACAAAAUCGCUUGAAAGUGAUGUGGAACUACCCAUUCAUUGAGGGUGAGAUUCAUUGGAUUAAAAAGCGUAUCAUUGUAUUUCCGGCCUUAUGCUCUUUGGCUGGCAUGUGUGCUGGUCUGUUGGGUAUUGGAGGUGGCAUGGUAAAGGGUCCAAUCAUGUUAGAAAUGGGAAUUUUGCCCCCAGUGCAGUCCGCUACUGCCAGCUUUAUGAUUCUAUUUACAUCUUCUUCAACGACUUUGCAAUUUGCAAUUAAUGGUCAGUUUCCCGGUGAGCGUCAGUAUGAUUACAUAAUGUGGUUUGCCUUUAUGGGCUGCAUUGGAGGGUUUUGUGGCCAAAGUAUAGUGGCGCUUUUGGUCAAAAAGUAUAAACGCGAGUCAAUUAUGGUGUACUUGCUAGCGAUGAUGAUUGGUUCCUCGGCUUUGGCAAUGAGUAUCAUCGGGUUGAAGUCAACGAUACAAGACUUUCAAAAGCACAUGCACCUCGGCUUUAAUGACAUUUGUGACCACGAAUGA
This is a messenger RNA of Plasmopara halstedii, 1758 nucleotides long. RefSeq lists its product as hypothetical. The transcript has 5 exons. NCBI's taxonomy places the organism in Eukaryota, Oomycota, Peronosporomycetes, Peronosporales, Peronosporaceae. Gene Ontology annotation, cellular component: Cul4A-RING E3 ubiquitin ligase complex; membrane. The record is from RefSeq and is a predicted model, not a curated record. Gene Ontology annotation, biological process: protein ubiquitination. The coding region runs from base 1 to 1758 and encodes 585 amino acids.